AUAAAUUAUGUCCAAGUUCAUGCAGAAAAAAGGCACCAAAUUAUUUAUAAUCACAUGUAUUAACUUUUUUUGUGUUUGUAGGAAGAAGAAAAGAAUAUGAAGAGGGUUUCCUUUGUUAUGAUCUUGUGUGCGGUGGCACUAGCGGCGGCGGUGGUGUUUUCAGGUGAAACACGCUCGGUGGAAGCAGUGACAUGCAGCCCCAUCGAGCUCAUCCCAUGCUUGCCGGCAAUCUCAACACCGCCAAAGCCUCCAUCCGCCGCUUGUUGCGGAAAGGUGAAGGAACAGCUACCAUGCUUUUGUGGCUACCUUAAGGACCCAAGUGCUAAGCCAUUCAUCGACAAUCCCAAUAUUCCAAAGGUGGCUAGCUCUUGUGGAGUUGCACAUGCAUAUCCCCCUAAGUGUUAAAAUGUUGCUUUCAUUAGAGCAUUUCCCACUCAAGGACUAGUAUGAAUAAAUUAAUAAUUAAAUGGAAAAUUAUCUAAUAUUUUACUCA
Gossypium arboreum is the source of this 493-nucleotide messenger RNA. Its product is annotated as non-specific lipid-transfer protein 2-like. Lineage: Eukaryota; Viridiplantae; Streptophyta; Magnoliopsida; Malvales; Malvaceae. The record is from RefSeq and is a predicted model, not a curated record. Gene Ontology annotation, biological process: lipid transport. Bases 97 to 405 code for a protein of 102 amino acids. The transcript has a single exon.